Molecule: messenger RNA, 1014 nt
Organism: Daucus carota subsp. sativus
Lineage: Eukaryota; Viridiplantae; Streptophyta; Magnoliopsida; Apiales; Apiaceae
Exons: 2
Coding region: 1-1014 (337 amino acids)
Source: RefSeq, a predicted model, not a curated record
AUGGAUCGUGCCACGUGGAUGUACAAAUUACCGCGGGUUUCACAUGAGUAUGUUAGUGGGGUUAACGAAUUCAUUUCAUGUGCGGUUGAGAACAUAAAACAGAAGGGCACCGAACAGGGUAAAGAAGAAAUGAUCACAUGUCCCUGUCGUGAUUGUUAUAAUUUAAAAAAGUAUCCUGAUGCCGAGACAGUGCGUGGACAUUUAUUUCGGCGUGGCUUCAUGGAAAAUUAUACUAAGUGGAUCUGGCAUGGUGAAGGAAUACAAUCCAGAAGACCAGAGACAGUUAGUAGAACAUAUGAAAGUUAUGGAGAUAGUAUGGAUACUAAUAACGAAGAUGAUGUAGAAAACGACAAGGUCCAUGAGAUGAUCGAAGAUGUUGAAGAUCUUCUAAUGCACCAGCCGGAGGUUCUUGAACACUUGGUUGAUGACUCCAAGAAACUUCUGUAUCCCGGGUGCAGUGAUCAGUUUACGAGGUUGUCAACUACCCUUAAAUUGUGUAAGCUUAAAGUGAAGAAUGGGUGGAGUGACAAAAGUUUCACCGAAAUGCUAAAACUUCUGGCAGACAUUCUUCCUCCGAAGAACGAGCUUCCCACCUCCACCUAUGAGGCGAAGAAGAUAUUGUGUCCGAUGGGUAUGAAUGUGAAGAAGAUACAUGCAUGUCCAAAUGACUGUGUGUUGUUUCGCAAUGAGCACGAACAUCUACACGCCUGUCCAAAAUGCGGAGCAUCUAGGUUCAAGCGGGAGGGAAGUAGUUCUUCAACUAAUGACAAGAAGAGGCCUCCGGUCAAGGUUUUGCGUUAUCUGCCUAUAGUGGAACGAUUCAGACGACUCUUUGCAAAUGUAAAUGAUGCGAAACUAUUGAGGUGGCAUGUUGAAGGAAGAAAAUCAGAUGGGAUGCUUCGACACCCAGCCGACUCACCACAAUGGAGAACCAUUGAUGGAAAGUUUCCGGAAUUCGGCGGAGAACUUAGAAACCUUCGACUUGGCCUUUGUGCAGAUGGCAUGAAUCCGUAA